Messenger RNA from Carassius gibelio (silver crucian carp), 6322 nucleotides. RefSeq names its product zinc finger CCCH domain-containing protein 4. The transcript is spliced from 14 exons. NCBI's taxonomy places the organism in Eukaryota, Metazoa, Chordata, Actinopteri, Cypriniformes, Cyprinidae. The record is from RefSeq and is a predicted model, not a curated record. Gene Ontology annotation, cellular component: nucleus. Gene Ontology annotation, biological process: negative regulation of DNA-templated transcription. Gene Ontology annotation, molecular function: metal ion binding; RNA binding. The coding region runs from base 1259 to 5182 and encodes 1307 amino acids.
UUUGUCCUUUGCUUUUUUCCAAAAACAAAAAGCACGGGCAUUUGCUUUUUUUCUUUCAAAGGGAUUAAAGUCGCCUUUUCUGGGAAGCGUACAGAGGUAACGAAACGCCAUCUUGAAGCGCUACACAGCGCAGUCUGAAUCAGGAAAACAUCCAGAAUAUGACCAGAUAUACAUUUUCAGUCACUUUUCGAAGCUUUUUAAGCGAUCGAAGACCAAGGGCCACCACUACGCCCAAACGUUGCUCCAGUAACUCAAUGUUUUCAUCACAGAUAGAGAACAAACGGACAAAUGAAAAACACGGUCUUUGGUUAAUAACGUGAACCUAAAAUGCGACUUGAUUACAAAAGCUAAAUGUAUGUAAUAUAGCGGGGACAUGGCAAAAUGCAUUCCUGCUAACGCAUUAAGGAUUUGUAUCUUUAACCAUCGCGAGGCCUGGACAAAGCUAAAGCUAGCACUGCUAACCCUUAAAUACAACAACACGGCUAACGGCAGCUAAUGGAUAGCGACGGGCUAGCGUGGUUUAUAACGUGUCCGCUUGAUUAAUCAUUCUUUUGUUUAAUUUAAUUAGUCAUCGAAUAUUGUACGAUUUAGUUUAUAUAGUUAUUUUACUAAGCGAUGUUCAUUUGUAACAGUUUAGCACUUAGCAUUCGCGCUAAAUGACACGAGCUACGCACUUAGAUCUAUUGAGAGACGUCACUUGAAUAAAUGUGUUUGAGUUUUGCGUUUAUAUAUCUAAGUUAAUAACGUUAACGUAAUCAUACCUCUAUAUUUUCGAUUAAUAAGUUAUUAGUUAAUUAUAUAUAUAUUAGUUAAUUAUAUAUAUAUCGUAAAGCUAUUUAGGGAAUAAAUCGCAUUUUAACGUCUCAUUAAUUUAACUUUAGACAUUUUAAUGAUACGAGCUAAUGAAAAUUAUUUGUUCCCCUAUUUUAAAGUUGUUUUGGCUGGUUCCUUAAGUUCUCCACGUCAAUUCAUUUGUUUACAGUAGAAAGUAAUGUAAUAACGUAUGUUAAUAAUUUGAUGCAUAUUCCAUAGUAGGUUUCCCUCUUUUUACAUGUUCUAGUUUUGUUGUGAUCUAGUUAGCCUUAUGUGCACAUCCAUCCCUCAUGAACCAGUGCUUUCUCCAGUGUCUCAAAAGCACUCAAGUUCUUACCAAAACAUGAAGCAAAACACAAAGGUGCUCAACCACACCACCAAUGUCUGCAAGUGUCUAAAAUGCAACAUCUCACCUCCCUUGAAAGUAAUUUAUGCAUAAAUUAGUAUGUCACGGCAAGAAGAAGGUGAACUGGAAGAAGGCGAGUUGGAGGAUGAUGGCGGAGAGGCACAGGUCCCCAGCGGUGAGGGAGCUGAACCCCAGGAUAAACCUCGCCGAAGCAAGGAGCACCAUGCCAGUGAAUCAGAUGAAGAAAAGUCACAUCGGCGGAGGAGAAAGAGAAAAAGGGAGAGAGAGCGUGAAAAAGAAAAAAGGAGGGCCAAGAAAAAGCGUAAAUCAAAGCACAAGCGUCACGAAUCCUCCAGCGAUGAGCACUCGGACUACAGUGACGAAUCAGAUUAUAGUCCAAGUGAAAAGAGGAAGUACAGGGAAUAUAACCCUCAGUAUCCUCCCACUUCUCAAGGAGGUUACCCUCCUGCUCCCACUGGUCAUGGAGGUCCCAUGCCAAAGAAAGGUGGCUUCAUGAAGAUGGACAAGCAGGGUUAUGGUGGCUAUGAUGACUACGAGGAGGAAACAUAUGAAGGUGAAGAGGAUGAGGAUAUGGGUGAUGAUGAUUAUGAUGAUUUCACAAAGGAACUGAACCAAUACCGCAAGGCCAAAGAGGUGGGAGGUGGUCCACGUGGCAGAGGUGGCAAAAACCGCAUGAAGAACCUGAGAGGUCGAGGCAGAGGAAUGAGGGGACGUGGUGGGAGAGGAGGAGGCAGAGGGAGAGGACGGGGCAAAAUGGGAGGAGAAAAUGAUGAUGGUGAUGGCAUGUACGGAGAUGAGAUGGAGUAUGGAGAUGAUGAUUAUGAAAACAUGGGUGACGAUGACUAUGAUGACUACUCAAAAGAACUAAACCAGUACAGGAAAUCAAAGGACAGAGGGCGGGGUGGAAAAGGUGGGCGAGGUCGCGGGAGAGGCAGAGGAGGUCGAGGAAUGAACCGGGGCAGAGGGAGAAAUCGAGGGAGGGGCCGUGGAGGAGACCAUGGUCCUGAUGAAGAUAACAGCGGAGAAAUGGACAUGGGGGACGGAUCUGGAGGCCCGAGGAGGAAUGAUCAGGAGAAACAUGGGCCUGAAAAGAAGGGGAAAGCCAUCUGUAAAUACUAUAUUGAGGGCCGCUGUACAUGGGGUGACCACUGUAACUUCAGUCAUGACAUUGAGCUGCCUAAGAAGAAAGAACUUUGCAAGUUCUACAUCACUGGCUUCUGUGCGCGAGCAGAAAACUGUCCCUAUAUGCAUGGUGAUUUCCCUUGCAAGCUGUUCCAUACUACAGGGAACUGUGUGAAUGGUGAGGAGUGUAUGUUCUCCCAUGAGAACCUAACAGAAGAUACACAAGAGCUGCUUGAUAAGAUGCUGGCAGAGGAUGCAGAAGCUGGUGCAGAAGAUGAGAAAGAGGUUGAGGAACUUAAAAAGCAAGGCAUUAACCCUCUUCCAAAACCACCCCCUGGUGUUGGCCUUCUCCCAACUCCACCAAGACUUACCCCGGGGGACUCCUCUGCACCCAUGGACUUCGGAAUGCCUGGUGCCCCACAUGGUAAUAUCCCUCCAAGUGGUCCAACAGCUCCAGGCCCUGGUGCUGGGCCAGUUCCUGGUCCUGGAGUUGGACCAUGCCCAGGCCCCCCUCCUCCCUGCCCAGAUGGAGGCACCUUCCAAGGGCCACAAAACCCCAGUGGUGGUCCUCCGCCAUCUAUGGGUCCACCGCCUGCUUGUGGAGGAAAUGCUGGAAAGAAGAUUCCAUCCUUGUUUGAGAUUGUGGUCAAGCCCACAGGACAGCUUGCACAAAAACUGGGUGUCAGAGGACCAGGUCCUGGCAAUGCUGCUGCAGGACCUCAGGGACCUCCUGCAGGUCCCCCAGGUGUACCUCCACCUCGCUUUCCUGGCCCCCCACCACCAGGACACAUGGGACCAGGUGGUCCUCAUGAUAUGCCUCCGAUGGGCCCAUCUAACAUGAACCAAGGUCCUCCAUCAAUAGGCACAGGACCGCCAAUGAUGCAGAACUUUGGCCAGGGAGAUGGACCACCAAAUGGAGGCAUGAUGCCUCCAGGUGGUGGAACAUCUGGUAGCAACUUCUAUGAUAACUUCUACCAGCAGCAGCAAGCCAUAUCGAUAGAUGGAGGUGGAAGAGAUGGUGACAACUUUCAAGGUGUGGGUGGUGGAAACUUCAAUGAUCAGUCAUCUGGGAAACAGAAUUCUGGAAGCAUAGAGGGUGCAGCUAAUGUAGGCUCUUCUAAUCAGCCUGGGAUAGCAGUGCCAGAUUUCCUGCCCCCAGCGCAGCGUAUGCUGUUUAUGAGACUCCAGCAGAAACAACAGGAGGAUGAGGAGAGAGCCAGGAGGCUGGCUGAGGGAGGAGGAACUGAGAGGGAGAAUGAAGGAGAUUCAGCAAACUGGUAUUCCAGUGAAGAUGAGGACGGUGGUGGUAGUGUCACUUCCAUUCUCAAAACCUUGCGGCAACAAACCCAGACCCAAGGCCCUGCCAAGCCGGAUGGAGUUCCCAGUGACCCUCGUCUACUAAAGUCUCCACCUGCACAGGCACCCAGCCGACCAGCAGACCCCCGACUGGCACGAGACCCACGUCUAUCCCGCAACACAGACUCCUCUCAGGCACCUGAAGCCAGUGCUUCAUCCUCUCUAUCUCCUACCCCUUCAGACCCCCGUCUUGCCCGGCAUGCAGCCACCCAUACCCCUAAACCCGAGCCCCCAUUUGUGUACAAACCCCCGCCAUUAACCGCUCCAGCCAGUAAUGAGGAAGAGGAGGGUGAGAGAACGCUGAGGGACAAGCCCGUGCCCAUUCCCCUUGACCCUUUAAUGGGCAUGGCUUUGCGUGAUCCCCGCUCCCAACUACAGCAGUUCAGCCACAUAAAAAAGGAUGUAGUACUGAGCAAGCCUUCAUUUUCUAAGGCAGUGCUGUGGAGUCCUGAAGACCUCAUCCCUAUUCCCAUUCCUAAACAAGACUUGCUCCCAUUGCCCCCUGGCAUCCCACCAGUUACCGCCAUAGAUCCUCGUAUGUCCCGCACACAGCCCCAGCAGCACUCUGUUUCUCUCCCUCCUGCUGUUCCUUCUGCUGAGCAGUCGAAUCAAUCCUCCUCUUCCCUUCCAGACUUUGAGCUGCUCUCCCGCAUCCUCAAAACUGUCAACGCCACUUCAUCCAGCCCUUCUCAAGGUGCUUCUACAGGAAUCUCAUCUCCUCCAUCCGUCUCUGCCGAGAAGCCUGUUGACCCCCGCAUGGCACGAAAAGUCACUGCUGACCCCCGACUCCAGCCACAAAAAUCUGCUCUCAAGUCCACUUUGGAGGCAUCUGCUCCUCAAGGAUCUCCCCCAGCUGCCUCCUUAUCUCCACCUUCCUCCAGCCCCACCAUCGCACCUUACGACCCACGGCUGCUAUCAGCAGGAGGGUCAGUUCGAGGGGUGGGUGCUGGCGGUGUAGGUAGCAGCGGCAGCAGCAGCAGUAGUGUGCUGAGCGGCAUCAGUCUGUACGACCCUCGGACUCAGGGCUCAGACAAGGCAGAGGGUUCAGGGGCCCCUAGAAACACUAGUCCUCCCCCUGAGCCCAAGUCAAGUGAAAGUACAGCGACUACAUCUAAACCGAAAUCUAAAGAGCCCCUGUUUGUGCGCAAGUCUGCAUUGGACCAACCGGAACCAGAGAAGAGCUCGGCGGAGCAGACAACGGAUCGCUACAACAGCUACAACCGCCCCCGACCCAAACCUUCACCUUCGCCCAAUGCAGGGACUGCUGCAGGAGCCCCUGCUACAAGCAGUCCAUCUACAGCUGGUCAGGGCCCAGCUGGUUCUGCAGAGCAGCCCGCAGGAGUCCACAACCUUCCUGUUUCCUCAUUAUUCACCAUGGUAAAGCAGGUCAGCAAACCUAGCGGCACUGGCAGCCCGUUUGGUGGCAAUAGCCCCGUACAGCCUGAGGUGGCAGAACAGGACAAUGGCUCUCUAAAAGACGUUUUUAAAGGCUUUGACCCCACAGCGUCGCCGUUUUGCCAGUGAACUCUUCUGUGUCGUUGUGAGCCACUUAAGGACUUUUUAAGUGUGGCUUCACAGAUAUCCAAUAUAUAAAGAUAUUCACCCUUGCCAGGUGACACACCACAGUAUUCACAUAUAGAUUUCUAUUGGACGGUUGGGAUUGGGAGGGAUUGUAUCUGUACUAGUAGGAGAAAGAUAAAAAGUAAAUGUCUAUUUUAAAACCAAAUGAGAAACGUUUAAAUAAAAUGUUAAUUUUAAGGACCUCUAUGGGAGUGUACAUCUAGAAACACUGAAUUACAUUAAUUUCGGCAUUACGAAAGGCCAACAUUUUCAUCAGCCUAUACCAGACCGGUUCAUUGGAUUAUGACCCAUUACCCCAACCAUAUCAUCCUGCUUGAGUCUGCCGGCUGACUUUUUCAUUCCACUUGGCUUUAGGGCGACUUCAUUUACUGCCACUCCUUUUGCCUCCGGCAGUGGAGCUGAACUAGUUCAUGUUGUUCUCCGGCAAAUUUCAUUUGCUUCCCACCAGUGAUUUAGAUUCUUUUAAGAAGUUUUUACUCCGUUUCUUCUCUGCUUAGACUAGUAAGCUCAUUUUUCAUGUCUGUAUGGAUGCCCCUUAUAUUCCUAUUGCUUCAAAUUCGUGCUAAGUCUGUUGAUGCCACUCCAGAGAUGAGACCUACAGUUGUAUGUGUUUGUGUCACAUGUGAGAUCAUUUUAAUUUAUUUUUUAUACCUAAACAGUCUGUUCUUUUUUUUCUUUUUACUUUUUUGUAACGUGGCUGUCAGAUUGAACAAUUUUAUGAAUGUUUAUAUAUAUAUAAAUAUAUAUACCUAUACAAGUGUAUAGUACAUAUGAUUGCAUCUGGUUUGUAAAUUAAUUUGAAUUGUGCAACAGCUAAUGUUGAUGGAAAAUAUAUCAUGUCAGUCUUUUUCUCAAGGCUCUGUCACUCUUCCCUGAAACAGGUGAUAUUUCUCAAUGACUUCUCUGAAGUAUCUCAUUUUUGUGUGUGUGUUUUUUGGGUUGCCUGCAAAAUGACGGCUAUGUAAAUCGAAUAGUGUCCAUAUUUGACAAAAGGUAAUUUUUUGUAACCAUGCAUUGUAGGUGAAGUUGUGUAAUAUUUAAUAAAGGCAAUACCAGAUUGAAAACGAGCAGGACCUCAAACAA